This is a messenger RNA of Bradysia coprophila, 1481 nucleotides long. RefSeq names its product glutaryl-CoA dehydrogenase, mitochondrial. NCBI's taxonomy places the organism in Eukaryota, Metazoa, Arthropoda, Insecta, Diptera, Sciaridae. Gene Ontology annotation, molecular function: fatty-acyl-CoA binding; glutaryl-CoA dehydrogenase activity; flavin adenine dinucleotide binding. Gene Ontology annotation, biological process: fatty acid beta-oxidation using acyl-CoA dehydrogenase; fatty-acyl-CoA biosynthetic process. Gene Ontology annotation, cellular component: mitochondrial inner membrane. The record is from RefSeq and is a predicted model, not a curated record.
CGACGUGAAAUACACAAAAACAAAUCAAAUUCCUAAUGUGGAGAGGUUCGCAUGCGUAGAACAAUUAAAGUCUUUAAUUUAGAGCAAAAACUAAAGUGGAUUUUAUCAGCGCAACAAUUCAUUGGUAUCAGUAAUGUAAAUAUCUUCCUUCAGUGUAUAUACCAUACGUGUUGUGUGCAUUGUGUAUUUUUUGUGAUGUUGUCGCUAAGAACUUCUAAAACUGUGGGACAGUUGUUCCAUUCUUCGCAAUCGUUUUGGUCGAGGUCCUUAGCUUCGAAAUCGUCUUCAAAGCAGAUAUUCAACUGGGAAGAUCCAUUACAGUUAGAGUCACUAUUGACCGAAGAUGAAAUAUCAAUUAGAGAUACGUUUCGUACAUACUGUCAGGAGAAGUUAAUGCCUCGAGUUAUCAAUGGCAAUAGAAAUGAAGUUUUUGACAAGACAAUUAUGACCGAGCUUGGUGAGCUUGGUGCACUGGGUUGCACAUUAAAAAAUUAUGGAUGCGCAGGUGUUUCAAGUGUGGCAUAUGGGUUGCUGACACGUGAAAUUGAACGAGUCGACUCAGGUUAUAGAUCGGCUCUAUCAGUACAAAGUUCACUGGCAAUGGGCGCAAUUUAUGACUUUGGAAAUGAUCAGCAAAGGAACAAGUAUCUGCCUAGGUUAGCAAAAGGAGAACUGAUUGGGUGUUUCGGUUUAACGGAACCAAAUCACGGCAGUGACCCCGGUUCAAUGGAAACGAAGGCCAAAUACGAUGCUGCAUCAAAAUCAUAUAUUUUGUCCGGGAGCAAGACAUGGAUCACAAAUUCACCACUAGCCGAUGUACUCAUCGUAUGGGCGAAUUGUGAAGAUAACAAAAUUCGAGGAUUCAUCGUUGACCGUUCGAUUAGUGCUAAAGGAUUGGCAACACCGAAAAUUGAAGGAAAAUUUUCGUUGCGUGCGUCAACAACCGGCAUGAUACUAAUGGAUGAUUUACGAGUACCAGAAGAGAAUCUUCUGCCAAAAGUCGAAGGUCUCAAGGGGCCGUUUACAUGUCUGAACAAUGCUCGAUACGGCAUUGCAUGGGGUGCUCUUGGAGCAGCCGAAGCGUGUCUUACUAUUGCCAGGCAAUAUACCCUAGACCGCAAGCAAUUCAAUCGUCCUCUCGCUGCCAAUCAAUUGAUUCAAAAGAAAUUAGCCGACAUGGUCACUGAAAUCGGCUUGGGUACCCUGGGAUGCAUACAAGCAGGACGGUUGAAGGAUGAACACAAAUUAGCUCCGGAGAUGAUAUCGCUGCUGAAACGGAACAACGCCGGUAAAUCAUUGGAAAUUGCCAGAGUUGCUAGAGACAUGCUCGGAGGUAACGGGAUUUCCGAUGAAUAUCAUAUCAUUCGCCACGUCAUGAAUUUGGAAUCGGUCAACACGUACGAGGGAACGCAUGAUAUUCACGCACUGAUAUUGGGUCGAGCGAUUACUGGUAUUGCAGCAUUCUCAUAAAGAUAUAUCGA